Messenger RNA from Cokeromyces recurvatus, 2382 nucleotides. Its product is annotated as OPT family small oligopeptide transporter. The record is from RefSeq and is a predicted model, not a curated record. NCBI's taxonomy places the organism in Eukaryota, Fungi, Mucoromycota, Mucoromycetes, Mucorales, Mucoraceae. Gene Ontology annotation, molecular function: oligopeptide transmembrane transporter activity. The coding region runs from base 72 to 2345 and encodes 757 amino acids. Gene Ontology annotation, biological process: transmembrane transport. The transcript has 2 exons.
UUUUUUUUCCUUUCUUUGUGUGUGUGAUUUCUUAUUAGUAUUUUACUUUUACAAUAUUACUUAAUAAUAUAAUGGACUUGGAGAAAAAAUCCAUCUCUGUUUAUGAAACAAAAGAAGAGAUCAACGGCAAUGAUAAUGUUAGCUCCUCUUCUCCAUCACUCGAAAAAGCGAUUAUUCAUGAAAUCGAUCCUCUUGAAGAUUCACCUAUAGAAGAUGUAAGAGCAAGUAUAUCACCUACAGAUGAUCCUACUUUACCAACAGCAACAUUUAGAGCAUGGUUUUGGGGUAUUGUUUUUUCUGCUGCAAUUUCAUUUUCGAACCAGUUUUUCUGGUUUCGUGCAAAUCCUUUAACAAUUAAGGUCAUUGUUGUUCAAUUGCUUGCAUUUCCAGCUGGUCGAUUAUUUGCACGAUUUCUUCCUAAUCAUGAGUUCCGUCUUGGUCGUUUUUUAAGUUUUAACUUAAAUCCUGGUCCGUUUAAUGUUAAAGAACAUGUAUUAAUUACAGUUAUGGCAAAUGCAGCUGCUACCUCAUUUGAUGCUAUUGAUAUUAUUGUUGUGCAAAAAUUAUAUUAUAAUCAAGAUUGGGGCUUUGGUGGUGGUAUCUUGUUAGUGUUAACGACAAGUCUCUUAGGUUUUGGUUUUGCAGGUAUCUUACGUCGUUUCCUUGUUCGUCCAGCUGCUAUGGUAUGGCCUAUUAACUUGGUAAACGCUACUCUCUUCCAUACAUUACAUCGAGAAGUGCCCAAGGAAGUUAAAGAUGCUGAAGCUACUACACCUGGCUUAAGAAUGUCUCGUAAUAAAUUCUUUGUUAUCGCCUUUAUUGGCUCAUUCUGUUGGUAUUUCUUCCCUGGCUACAUUAUCCCUAUUUUAACUUCUAUCUCUUGGAUCUGUUGGAUUAAACCUGAUAGUGUCCUCGUCUCUCAGAUUGGUAGUGGUAUCAAUGGUCUUGGUAUUGGUAGCUUUACUCUUGAUUGGAGUCAGCUUACUGCAUGGUACGCAAGCCCCCUUGCUAUCCCUUGGGCCGUUCAAGCAAACAUGUUUGCUGGAUUCGUGUUCUUUAUUUGGAUCUUAAUUCCUAUUAUUUAUUAUACAAAUACUUGGGAGAGCAAAAAGUUCCCCUUAUAUAAUACGCAUCAAUAUGAUAUCUGGGGUAAUCCUUUUAACCGUACUCGUGUUAUCACUCCUGAUAAUUAUCUUGACGACCAAGCUUACGCUGAUUAUUCUCCUGUCCGCAUCACUGGUUUCUUUGCUGUCUGUUAUGGCCAAGGUUUAGCAGCUUUAGGUGCCAUGAUUACUCAUACAAUUCUCUAUAACGGUAAAGAUAUUUGGAAUCGUUUAAAGAGUGCUCGUCAAGACGAUGAUGACAUUCAUGCGAAGUUAAUGGAUCGUUAUAAGGAAGUCCCUAACUUUUGGUAUUUGAUCUUGUUUAUUUGUUCACUUGGUGCUAGCUUUGCUACCAUCGCUGUCUGGCCUUCUGAUAUGCCUUGGUGGGCCUUGAUUAUUGCUAUUGCACUUGCAUUUGCCUGGCUCUUACCUCUUGGUAUCAUUACUGCUAUUACAUCACAAUCACCCACGAUCUCUAUGAUUACUGAAUGGGUCUAUGGUGCCCUUCGUCCAGGACAUCCUAUUGGCAAUAUGAUUUUCAAGACAUACGGAUAUAUUACUGUUCGCCAAGCAUUACUCUUUGCACAAGAUUUAAAACUUGGUCAUUACAUGAAGAUCCCCCCUCGCAAGAUGUUUAUAUUCCAGAUUGUGGGCACCAUCAUUGCUUCAUUUAUCUCUUUAGGUACAACUAAUUAUUUAUUAAACUCUAUUCCAGACAUUUGUACGAAGGCUGCUUACCCUUGGACUUGUCCUAAUGCAAGUUUAUUUGGUGCAUCCUCUGUCAUCUGGGGUUUAAUUGGUCCUGGUAAAUUCUUUGCCCCUGGAUCACUUUAUGCAGGUAUUCCUUAUUUCUUGCUUGGCGGAUUUCUUCUUCCAAUCCCAUUUUAUCUGUUGGCUAAAAAGUUCCCAAAGACAUGGCUUGCAAACGUGAACAUUCCUGCAUUCAUGCUCGGACCCACUCCUUAUCCUCCUGCUCCUACUAACGUUGCCCCCUGUUGGAUCUUUAUAGGCUUUAUCUUUAAUUAUGUCGUUAAACGAAGAGCGAAUGCUUGGUGGAAAAAGUACAACUAUGUUCUCUCCGCUGCUCUUGAUUCAGGUGUCGCUAUCUGUGCCAUUAUUCUCUUUUUCGCAUUUCAAAAUUCAGAAAUUAAGUUCCCUAAAUGGUGGGGUAAUAAUUCGGGAUCUGUAGAUCAAUGUCCAAUGGCUAAUGCUAACUGGGCUGGUGUUGAUGUGUAUGCUUAAAUGUCAUAUGCAUUUAUAUGUAUAUAUUUAUAUUUAU